Molecule: messenger RNA, 4587 nt
Organism: Bombyx mori (domestic silkworm)
Lineage: Eukaryota; Metazoa; Arthropoda; Insecta; Lepidoptera; Bombycidae
Gene: CalpC
Product: calpain-C
Exons: 14
Coding region: 157-2103 (648 amino acids)
Biological process (GO): proteolysis
Cellular component (GO): cytoplasm
Molecular function (GO): calcium ion binding; calcium-dependent cysteine-type endopeptidase activity
Source: RefSeq, a predicted model, not a curated record
AAUGUCGAUCCGAUGCCGAGGUGUGGGAUCGAGAGCUGAAGAGGAGGGGGCGUACGCCAGUCUCGCCGCGAGAUCACUGGUGCGUGUGUGUAUUUCGUGAAAUAGAAUUCAGUGUUUAUUUAUUAAUAUUUGGAACAUGUUUUAAACUAAAUAAGAAUGACUGAUUACGAGCGCAUUAAGAACUCGUGCCUCCAGCGGGCGGUGCUCUGGGAAGAUCCUGACUUCCCAGCGAAUCAGACUUCGGUCUUCUAUUACCAGACGCCGCCGUUCAAUUUCGUCUGGAAACGCGCCAAAGAAAUAUACACCAGUCCGACGUUUGUCUUAGACAAAUGCGAGACUUUUGAUGUGAUACCUGGAAAAUUAGGAGACAAAUGGCUGGUCUCGUGCCUCGGGGUAUUGUACCUGUGCAAAGGUCUCUUCUACCGAGUGGUUCCGGCAGAUCAGCGCAUGGAUACAUCAUACGCAGGCGUAUUCAGGUUUCGACUGUGGUGGUGCGGUCAGUGGCUAGAAGUCCUUGUAGAUGACCGCCUCCCGACUGUGAAUGGGAAACUGGCUUUCUUACAGACCAGUCAAACGGAUCAGCUUUGGCCAGCUCUCCUAGAAAAAGCCUACGCCAAAUUGCACGGCUCAUACGAAGCGUUAAAGUAUGGUAGUUUGUUGGACGGAUUGGCAGACCUCACCGGCGGCAUCACGGAGUCUAUCGUUAUGCCAGAGUUGUCCGACGGCAGUGCUCUCAGAACUCUACUCGAUACGAGCAGUGUGGUCACCGCACAUUACUUUCCACCGCCAGCUGAAGAUAAAACUGCGACAAGCUUAGAAUUAGAAAUGAAUUAUAGGAUUUAUGAUGUACAAAAAGUCGACACAACAAACGAGCCCGUCUACUUGAUUCGGUUGCGGCGACCCCUGGGCCACGGGGAAACGCCGAUAUCACACAUUGUACUAGAUACGGCCUUAUGGAAAACGAUUCCGCAGUACGAGAGAGACAGACUGAUGACCGCGUCUAAAGGCGUCUGGAUGCUGUUCAGUGACUUCCAGCGCCUCUUCCCCCGGAUCGAGAUGGUGCACUUGGACACGGAGACCAGCCGAGCGGAGCUUUCGCUGUCCGAGAAACAGAAGUGGCAGAUGAAGAUGCACCAAGGCGGCUGGAAGAGGGGCGUAUCUGCUGGAGGAUGUCGGAAUUACGUCAAUUUCUUCCACACGAAUCCCCAAGUUCAAAUCAUGUUGAACGAGCCAGACACUGUGAUUAUAUCUCUGAACCAACACAGCAUAAUGGAGCCUAAAGUAAUUGGAUUCAGCGUUUAUAAAAUGCCAAAGUUUCUUACCGAGACCGCCAACCAAAUGUUUUUCAAGAGGAUCAAAAGCACGAUCAACUCGCAGUACACUAAUAGCAGACAAGUCAGCCAGAGGUGUCAGUUAGAAUCGGGAGCGUACCUCAUAAUGCCAACGACCUUUGAGCCCCGAGAAGAAGCGCAGUUCACGCUAAGGAUCUAUUCGAACAAACCACUUAAAAUGAAAGUACUGGACGACCCGCCCCAGAUGACGAAAGCUGCCUUAGUCAAAGCUCCUCCGGGAUCCGAUUCGAACGGAUUUUUCCAAUACGAGACCUUGUUUCUUCAGCUGGCCGACGAACACAGAACCAUAGAUAUAUUCGAGCUGCAAGAGCUACUGGACGCGUGCCUCCCGAACGAUUACAUCAAGAGUUGCGUGUCCAUAGACACGUGCCGACAGAUCGUUCUGUCUAUGGAUAAGAAAGGCACGGGUCGGAUAUGCUUGUCCGACUUCAAGGAUCUGAUCUGCAGCCUCAAGCAUCUGCAGCUCGUGUUCAAGACUCACGCCCGUGAGAAGAUGGGGGUACUGAGGGUGGAGCGCUUGCGGGACGCUCUGAAAGACGUCGGCUUCAUUGUACCGGAACGAGUCAUAUCGUUAUUGGUGUUCCGGUAUAUGAGGAAAGAUGGGAUGCUGCGUUUCGGGGAUUUCGUGUCCGCCGUCAUGCACUUGCACAGGGUGUUUGAAUUAUUUUACACAAACGACGGCCGUCGCCCCGGUUCCGAUGCUGUGCAACUAAAUCUUUCAGAGUGGCUGAAAAACGCUCUGAUGUGCUAGCAACACAACGAAAGACGCUCAAUGAAAAACUAUGCGACGGUAUAUUUCGGAAGCGUUCGAUGUACAUUGCGCGCCGAUAAUAAGUUGAAUGCUUUUGGCGAAUUUGCCAGUGGUACCAACCGUGAGAUAAAACGAAACUUAUUCCAACUUUUAUUCGUAGUGAAUACGCUCUCAGCUCGUACAAUCGUCGCGCUUAUUAUGUUUUAAACAUGGCGGCGUUUGUUCUAAGCGAACGUCAUAUUUUUAGCGAAUGUAGAACUUUCUAGAUCUUGGUGCUAAGUACCAUUAAGUUAGCUAUAGACUAAACGUUGUUGUAAUUAAUUUUAUUUACACCUAAGUUAAUGGUCCAUCACAAAGGUAUUUUGGAAUGUAUUUCAGUGAUGACAGGUAUGUUGUAUGUUUAUGUAUAUGUUUUAACAACCUGUUGUAUUUUAGCAAUUGUAAAUUAAUUACGUUUAUAGUUAAAGUUUAUGACUUCAUACAACCCGAAGUCGUCAGAACUGACUUCUGACUCUGCCAACUACGGAUUUAACAUUUUGAAUGCCAUGGCGAAAAUUCACCACAGCCUUCGGAAUGAGAAUUUAUUUAUGAAUUAUGAUUUUGAUACGAUAAUGUUACUGUUUAGAAAAACUCUACACAUCGCGAGUUUUAUUUUGGUAUGAUGGUAUUAUUGAUUGGCUCAGAGUCAUGUCCAGCUUGCGUGAAUAAUUCAAGGGCUUAGAUAAGGGUAGGAUAGCGGGCUACUAAAACUGCACCAACGUCUCCAUUGUCACGGAUCGUUUGGAACCUCUGGGUCUGCGGAGGGACUUCGGUUCCCUCUGUAUUUUUUACCGUAUGUUCCAUGGGGAGUGCUCUGAGGAAUUGUUCGAGAUCAUACCGUCAUCUCGUUUUUACCAUCGCAUUGCCCGCCAUCGGAGUAGAGUUCAUACUGCCUGGAGCCAAUGCGGUCAUCCACAGUGCAUUUCCAGAGGUCUUUUUUGCCACGUACCAUCCGGCUAUGGAAUGAGCUCUACUCCACGGUGUUUCCCGAGCGCUAUGACAUGUCCUUCUUCAAACGAGGCUUGUGGAGAAUAUUCAGCGGUAGGCAGCGGCUUGGCUCUUCUCCUGGCAUUGCUUAAGUCCAUGGGCGACGGUAACCACUCACCAUCAGAUGGGCCUCGUGUGCUCGUCUGCCUACAAGGGCAAUAAAAAAAAAUGUAUGAGAGCUCAAGACAGCUGCUUCAUGAAACGCGUUUGGAAUCGCGAUAUACUGGAAGAUCCAGCUGGUGCUCAGUGUGCUUAGUGUGAGUUUUUUAACGUUCUCGAUACCGUAAAAGUUAAUAGUAUGCAGAUGGAACAGCGCCCCUAGCGGCAAACGUUGGCAAAUGUUCCAACUCCAUACAAAAUUGAGUUAACUUUUACGCUAUCGACAACGUUAAAAAACUCGCACUGAACACACGACUGAGUGUCAGUAGACAUCCGUGAAGAUUAGCGACCUAUGCUAUACCUGAUUCUAGCCAGUACCUCUUUACUAGUAGCGUCCAACAAUAUUGAAACUGAAUCAGUGGGAUCCUUGAGGAUGCGUUCUGAAUCGGAGUCAGGCGUGCGACUAUCAUAAUAAGGGACUGUGGUGUCGCGAAGUAUCGUUCCUGCGUUACCUUCGUAUACCUACGAAUGGUGAAUGUCGAUGUCUUGUAUCAUGAAGUCGAGUAUGAUCGACCUAAGUUAAAGUUAUUAGGACAACAACCCUUCUAUCAGUGGUAGGGGAUCUUCUGAGAACUAGGUCCGACCACCAGGCUUAUUUUAAUGAAGCCGUAAUGCCUUCCGGUUUGGAACAGUUGAAUUAUGAUCCUCGCUGUCCCAGGCUUUGAGAUGAAACAUGUAACAUUGAGACAUUUGAGAAUGCAUUGCUAUUUGCGUGGACCUAUAGGUUACUGAUGACGACGCUUGUAGCUAAAAGUAAGUAUUGUACUUUUUGAUGAAGCAUGUUGCUGAUAACUCUGUUUCUAUAAUCUAAUAAUAGUAUGUUUAAAAAAGUGCGUAAAAUAUAAAUGAAAUUCAUUGGAAAUUUUCUUUGAGGAUCGACUCAAGCUGUUGACGAUACAAUGUGAUGUGAUCACCGAUUACUGUCGUUUGGUAGUUGGCAUGUUAUUAAUUUUAUUUAUGUAUUUCACUUUAUAUUUUGAUAUAGCACUGAGCUUGUAUCAUAGUUUAAUAUAGUUGUUCCGAACCAGACGUUCUAUUUCACAGGAGAGUUAGAGGCUGGCUUUAUAAUACUGUUGCAUCACAAAUAUUAAAGAAUACUCAAAGCAUUUAAUGUAUGUAUUUAUUAGAAUAUCGUAAAAAUUAAGGCGAUGCGUGCUUCGAUUGUAAUAUGAUUUUUAAUCACGCUCGGCCUGCCUUAACGAUCUCCCUGUUUUAAAGUAAUAUUUAAGGUACAUAUACGCACGUUUAGGUCCUGUAUAUUGUUAAAGAGAAAUAAAACGCAUUUAUUUUACAUUUUCA